AUGGCCUUCUCGUUCAUCAAGCCCACCAGACACGACGUCUACCCGUUCAUCGACCCGCAAGAUGGCCUCAAAGGUGCAGCGGAUGGCAAAACUGUUCUUAUCACCGGAGCCGGGAGUGGUAUCGGACGACGUAUCGCGCAGUCGUUUGCUCUUGCUGGAGCUUCAAAGCUCAUCCUAGGCGCCAGGAGGGUGGAGAAGCUGGAAGAGACCCGCUCGAUCAUCCUCGAGUCAACGACAGAGUGCGAUAUCUCCAUCAUUCGCCUCGAUAUCGCAGACGAGGUGUCGGCCAAGGAACUCUUCGCUGGCUUGGACUCGCCCCCAGACGUCGUAGUGUCCAACGCUGCAGUGGCUUUAGCACAAGCGGACAUCGCAGCUUCAGACCCAGCGUUGGUGGCGCAAGAGAUCGACAUCAACGUCAAAGGCCCUUACCUCAUUGCCCGAUACUACGUCGAGGCCGUCAAUGCCGCCGAAACGACAGGCUGCUUGAUUCAUGUCUCCAGCGAGAGCUCCUGGAAGUUUAUCCCGAAUUGCUCGACUUACGGCUUCUCCAAAAUCGCCGGCAACCUCAUGAUUGAGUACUUGCAGCGGGAGGAAGAGCGUGGUGCUGCGAGAGUACGCUGCGUGGCGAUGCAUCCUGGUGGUGUGGUUACGGAGCUGGCUGGACGCGAGCUGCCGGAACAAAUUAAGAAGUUGUUGAUCGACCAGCCUGCCUUGCCGGGUGGGACGGCGGUGUAUUUGUCGACGGAGAGGGCGCGGUUCUUGUCGGGGCGGUAUGUGCCUGCGACUGCGGAUAUGGAGGAGCUUGAGAAGGAGAAGGGGAGGAUUGUGAGGGAAGACCUUCUGAAGACGAGAGUGGUUGGGUGGUUUGGCUCGUUGGGCGCUCUCGUCAUGAUCAUUUGGACAUUCUUGUCGUUCGUCUCGACCGCGCUGAAGGCCCACAGUGUUGCACCACCGCGGUCCUGUACCGCUUAG
Messenger RNA from Saxophila tyrrhenica, 972 nucleotides. RefSeq lists its product as uncharacterized. The record is from RefSeq and is a predicted model, not a curated record. Bases 1 to 972 code for a protein of 323 amino acids. The transcript has 2 exons. Lineage: Eukaryota; Fungi; Ascomycota; Dothideomycetes; Mycosphaerellales; Extremaceae. Gene Ontology annotation, cellular component: cytosol. Gene Ontology annotation, molecular function: oxidoreductase activity.